Pelobates cultripes (western spadefoot toad) is the source of this 15535-nucleotide messenger RNA. The record is from the annotation of a GenBank genome assembly. Lineage: Eukaryota; Metazoa; Chordata; Amphibia; Anura; Pelobatidae.
AUGGCUACUAACGGCAUUCAAUUUGACUGCAAUUCAGGUAAUGUUACAUUUUACUUUACCCCAGUCUGCAUACUUUUCUUUGAGUCUAAUUACAUAAACCCUUUCAUUCAUUGUUUUUUAUGGAGAUCCAAAGAAUCAGGAUAAACUAACACAGGGCUUAUUCAAUAAGUCGUGAACUAUUGAAUACAAACCCUUCUGUAACAAACUAUUUAAUUCCCCUACUUUAACCCUUUGUGUCACUAUACCCCACUCCCUCUAGCAUGUAAGCUCAUCGAGCAGGGUCCUCAACCCCCUCUGUUCCUGUACGUCAGUGGUCUGAUCUCAAUUAUGUGUCUGUUAGUCCACCCAUUGUACAGCGCUACGGAAUUUGUCGGCGCUAUAUAAAUAAUAAAAUAAUAAUAAUAAUAAUAGUGAAUUGAAAACUGAAUUGCAAACUUUAAACUAGAAGAAUUGAGCUGGGACUACAGCUGAGUUGGAGAUGCAUUAGUUCUGUAAUUCAGUGGAGUGGAAAUUGACUUACAAAAUUAAGGAAAAAUAGCGGAUUUGUAAAAAUUCUCCAACUCACGUGUUGUUACAGCGUUUCUAUUUUGACAUUUGUAUUUCAAUUCAUUAGAGUUUGGGGUUUAUUGGCUAGCUGAGAUGGAAACAUUUGAACUAUUUGGGUACAUUUUGCAAUUCAGAUUUUAGUUUAGUGCUAAAUAAGUAACACUCUCAGAUUUUGAUCUUUGCAUCCUGUGUAAAAAAUGUUGACAAAGACAUGAAAUCGGAAAAACAAAUCAAGAAUAAUAAUUUGUAUGGCAAGAAAGCUGGAAAGGUCUCUUCUAGAAAUACAUGUGUCACAGUUCAUUUAUUUGAGAUGGUUCGCGAGCGGAAAUUGCACAUUCGCUAUAGUAGUAACAUCUUGUCCAUUCACAAUGCGGGGUUUGCUCACUAAACUGAGUUGUAGUAAACUGAAAAUUGAAUUGCAAACGUUGAGCUAAAAUAGUCACAAAACCUCCAAAUUGUAGUGAAUUAAACCCAAGAUGGCACAAUUCAGACUGAGUGGGGCUGUAGUGGGGGGUGCUAUUGGACUGUAGUGACAGAUAAUGACUGUAGCAAGGGAAUAGGGGUUAUAGUGGGGGUAUGGCUUUAAAAGUGGGGUUAGGUGCUCUAGUAGGGUAUAAGGGCUGCAAGUGGUGGGAUAGAGGCUGUGGGAGGGAUGUGUAUUAGGGUAGUUAGGAGUAGUAGUAGGAGGGCAGGUGUUGUAGGGGGGACAUGAUAUGACUGUAGAUGGGGAACAGGAGCUGUAAAAGGGGGGCAGGGACUGCAGAAUAAUGAACGUGCUAUAGAGGUGGAAAGGGCUGUAGAGAGAGGGACAGGGGCUCUAGAGGGGGCACAGGGGCUAUAGAGGGAGGUACAGAGGCUGUAGAGGGGGACAGGGGCUGUACAGGUGGGACAGGAGCUGUAGAUUGCAUGGCAGGUGCUGUAGAGGUGGGGCAGGAACUGAAGAGAGAGGGCACGAGCUGUAGAGGGGGCAAAGGGGCUGUAGAGGGAAGGACAGAGGUUGUAGAGGGGGACAGGGGCUGUAGAGGUGGGAUAGGAGCUGUAGAUGGCAUGGCAGGGGCUGUAGAGGGAAGGACAGAGGUUGUAGAGGGGGACAGGGGCUGUAGAGGUGGGAUAGGAGCUGUAGAUGGCAUGGCAGGGGCUGUAGAGGGAAGGACAGAGGUUGUAGAGGGGGACAGGGGCUGUAGAGGUGGGAUAGGAGCUGUAGAUGGCAUGGCAGGGGCUGUAGAGGGAAGGACAGAGGUUGUAGAGGGGGAGAGGGGCUGUAGAGGUGGGAUAGGGGCUGUAGAUGGCAUGGCAGGGGCUGUAGAGGGAAGGACAGAGGUUGUAGAGGGGGACAGGGGCUGUAGAGGUGGGAUAGGAGCUGUAGAUGGCAUGGCAGGGGCUGUAGAGGGAAGGACAGAGGUUGUAGAGGGGGACAGGGGCUGUAGAGGUGGGAUAGGAGCUGUAGAUGGCAUGGCAGGGGCUGUAGAGGGAAGGACAGAGGUUGUAGAGGGGGACAGGGGCUGUAGAGGUGGGAUAGGAGCUGUAGAUGGCAUGGCAGGGGCUGUAGAGGGGGGGCAGGAGCUGAAGAGAGAGUACACAAGCUGUAGAGGGGGCACAGGGGCUGCUUUAAAAAACAAGCAAAAAAAAAAAAACCACUUUUUAAAUAAAAAAAUAAAAAACUAAUAAUUAUGAAUGGCACGUUUUAGACCUGUGGCUUUUUAGGGCCCACUUGGAGAUCUAACCCGAGUCAUCAUUCCCUGCGUUCCCUUUUUGCCUCUGCUCUCAUGGCGCCUGGGCGCGGUGUACAUUGUGCACCCACCCACGAUUAAUCCUGUCUACAUUCACAGCCACCGAUAAUGCAAUUAUUAAUUUAUUAUAUUAAAUCUAUAUUUUAAUGCAAAUUUUCUGCAAACCGUUGUUUUAUUUAUUAGUUUGUUUUCCAUGGUUUGCAAUAAUUUUUUUUAAUAGCUGUUUGGAAUGAAAAUAGACUUUUCACAUUAGUAAUUUGAGAAAUGAGAGGUGAGCCAUGGGUGCCUCGGGGCCUUAAAACAUUUCACACAGAACUGGAGACAGACCUGCCAUUGUUACCACAGGAUGUAGAGGUCAUGGUAGUUAAACUGCCCUUUACAGAGUUUAGUUUUUUCUUUUAUUUUCAAGGUUGUGGAAAUUCCCGUCUUUUUUUUUAGAUUCACAACAGAUGGGAUGCAGAAAGGGGAUAUUUUAUUUUCAUUCUGAAGGAGGUCAGGGGAUUGUGGACUCUUUAGCUACAGACUUUCUUUAUAAAGGGACAUCCCCUGGUAUUGUUGGGGGUUCACAGGUCCGGAAGUUGUGGGAAGUCUAAACCCAGAAAUGUUAUGGGAAAUGAAGACCUGAAGCUUGGCCAGCAUCUGGUCUUUUACAAUUAUUUAUGAGACUUUUCAUUGUCAGGUUGCUAUGGAAAACUACAGAAAAUUAUAAUGUUAGCCCUCCUGAAAGGGUAAAUGAUCUCUUUCAGGUCCGAAUGGCCCUAUGCCGAAUGGUGCACAAUCACCUGGUUGCAUAUGUGACCGUUUGGGCUGCACACUAUCUAGUAAAGUCUGGAUUUUGUACUGGUGGCUCCAAAUGAGCUAGAAUUUGGCUGAAAUAUGGCUGAAACCCGGGCAUAGAUGCUUAAAAUCUGGGUCUGUGUUUUGUCUGAAAAAAAUACAAUGUCAGCAAGCGAACAAAUAGUUAAAUAAACUCUCCGCAGCAUGAAGGUUAAGUGAUUUGGCAGCUGACCAAAAACUGCUAACCAGUCUUCACAGUAAAAAGUAAACAAGCAAAAUCCUAUUAUCUUUACAAGUGGUGCUCAGUCUAUGUGUGAAUCCUUUAGUUUCUGUAUAGUUUCUACAGCCUGCAUGCUGGUUUUAAAACUGACACCGAAUACAUCUGGCCAACUGGUGCCGAUUUGGUCAUGAUGACUGAAUUCUAACCAGAAUUUGCUUUAGUAAAUAUCGGAAUGUCCUGUCCGAUGGGAGAUCAUCCAUUUCCAAUGAAUUCAUCCAUUUUUCAGUAUUUAGCGAACAGGUCUGCCUACCUGAACAUGGGGUACAAUAAGGUUCUUCUUGUGGAGCCCCCUAGUUUCUAGAAUAAUCUAGGAUCCUUUAUUAAAUACAAUAUGUGUCUGUACAUGUUAUUACUUGUUUCACAAAAGAAAGCAUAUUCCAUAUUGUAAAGGAAGUCUAGAAGGGCUUGUGACUUAUUAACUGUGAGUGCAAUCAACAUUUGAAAUGUGGUUAAACCAAAAUUUUACUUUACUCCGUAUUCAUUACUCAAAUGAGGCAUCAGUUUUUUUGUUUGUUUUGUUAAGAGACUACUACACAUAGAGCCAAACUAGGAGGCUCUAGCAUUGUGAGUAUAAAUUUAUAUACGUACGGAUAUUAUGACACAACAAUGUGUUUGCAUAUUUUUUUCAGUUGAAGCAUUCCAGACUCCCACGCAUUUGGCACAGUGUGUAGAUUAUAUUAGGUUACACCUAGUUUCUACUUUUUAUUAUAUUAUUUAUCUUUCAAUCUUUUAUUCUAUGGUUUCAUCCCCAAGCUCACUUUUUCUUCAUUCACAACUUCCAGUGUUUUCUCGUUUGCUCUAAUAUUACUGAAGCUCAAGGGGUCAGACUAGACCAGAGUGAGCCUGGACAGGUGACUGAGUAGGGCUAGGCUGUUUAGAUCUUAGUCUGUGUGUAAGGGGAGGCGUCAGUGGGCAUAGGUAGUGGUAAGGUAGAAGGGGUCUGUGGUCAUUUUAGCUUUAGACAAUUUCUCGUUUACGCCAAUAAAACUGAUGCACAGCAGUUAUAACAUUCUGUGAGUUACAGCUUAGCUGAUUUUUCUAUAGUAAAUAGCUUACAACAGAACUUAUUUUAAUUCCCUCAGAAGCAUCUUAUAAAUAAGCUCAACAGUGCUUUACGUAGUUACGUGGGCUCAAUUCGACUGGAUUCACUUCCUGGUCUGUGAAAAGCUCACUGCAGAUGCUACAAGGCCUAUAAUAUUUGUUGUAUUUAACUUAUAUUUUUGCUUAAAUAUUUUUAAUGCAUUCAAAUAAAAUAAUGGUUGAACUACAGCCUGCAGUGUUUUUUAAAGUGUUGUGAAGCACAGAGAAUAGAGAAGAAUAUAGAAAAAUUAAAGAAAUUUAAGUAUAAAUCUUACAUGUCAGAGAUUUGGCAAACAGUUUUCACACAGAUCUAGGAAUUUGGAAUGUACUUACUUUAAACCUUUAUACAUGUAUUUGAAUCAGAAUCAUUCUCUCCAUUGUAUGGAUCCAGUGGAUCAAUUUAGAAUUUAAAGAACUUUUCUUACAAGGCAAAAUAUGUUUAAGUUCAAGCAUUUUUAAAAGUGAACCUGUCCUGACGGGUUCACUUUAAAGGGACACUAUAGUCACCAGAACAACUACAGCUUAAUGUAGUUGUUCUGGUUAGUAUAGUCAGUCCCUGCAGGCCACUAGAGGUUCAGUGUUUCCACACUCUGCAUGGAGACGCUGAACUUUCCCAUGGAGAUGGAUUUAUUCAAUGCAUCUUUAUCAGGAGGUGCUGAUUGCCCACGCCAGCAUUUGGCCCUGCCCCUGUCCCGCCUCCUUGACGAUCUCAGCCAAUCCAAUGAUUUUCCUAUGGGAUCAAUUCUGAUGUCAGUCAAGGAGGCGAAUCGGGGGCAGGGCCAGCACCAGUGCUGAAAAUAAGUUAAGUGUUAUUACCUUUUAAGCAACCUAAGUAAAGGAACAUAAAGGAACACUAUAGGGACAGGGACACAAAGUGUAUUCCUGACUAGACAUGUGCGAUUCGCAAUUCGGACAUUUGGAUGCUUCAGAAUGUCUGAAUUGCCGAAUUUCAGAAGUGCCGAAUUUCGCAAGUGCCAAAGUGCUUCAGAUUUUGAAAAGUUGCAAAACAGGAGAAGGAGGGAAAAUUAUGGGAAUGAUGACAGGAAUCUAACCCAACCCCUGACCCCUAACUCUAACCUUACCCCUAACAGUAUCCCUAACCCUACCUCUAAAGACUAUUUAAAAGAAGAAAAACUACCACAACAAGAGGACAUAGUCUUAAAUUAGAGGGGCAAAGGUUUAAAAAUAAUAUCAGGAAGUAUUACUUUACUGAGAGGGUAGUGGAUGCAUUGAAUGGCCUUCCAGCUAAAGUGGUAGAGGUUAACACAGUAAAGGAGUUUAACCCCUUAAGGACACAUGACAUGUGUGACAUGUCAUGAUUCCCUUUUAUUCCAGAAGUUUGGUCCUUAAGGGGUUAAGCAUGCAUGGGAUAGACAUAAGGCUAUCCUAACUAUGAGAUAAGGCCAGGGACUAAUGAAAGUAUUUAGAAAAUUGGGCAGACUAGAUGGGCCGAAAGGUUCUUAUGUGCCGUCACAUUCUAUGUUUCUAUGUAUUUAUGGGUACUCUAUGGGUUGUGGACAAUUGUAAUUAGUAAUAAUGGCAUACAUUACAUACAAUAUAUGUAUUAUGAAGGCUGGAAAGCUGAGAAAAGCUGACAGUUUUUGGCAUGGUGGCAAAUAUGGUUUAUAUACAUCAUAUAUCCAUACAACAUCUAUCAAAUAUGACCUUCUCCUGCAUUUAGUAUUAAAAGAACACUAUAGUGCCAGGAAAACAAACUUGUUUUCCUGGCACUAUGUAGUCCUUAGGUCCCUCCCACCCUCAUGGCCCCCCUCCCGCUGAACUGAAGGGGUUAAAACCCCUUCAGCCACUUACCUUUAUCUAGCGCCAGGCUCCCUUGGCACUGGUGACCUCUCCUCCCCCUCCGACGUUGGCUCCUGAGUGGAGCCGAAUGCGCAUGCGCGGCCAGAGCCGCGCGCACAUUAAAAUUGCCCAUAGGAAAGCAUUACUCAAUGUUUUCCUAUGGACAUCAGUGUCUUCUUACAGUGAGAAUCACAGUGACAAUCACAGAAGCGGCCUAUAAUGGCUGUCAGUGUGACAGCCACUAGAGGCUGAAUUAACCCAGCAGUGUAAACAUAGCAGUUUCUGUGAAACUGCUAUGUUUUCAGCUGCAGGGUUAAAACUAAAGGGACCUGGCACCCAGACCACUUCAUUGAGCUGAAGUGGUCUGGGUGCCUAUACUGGUCCUUUAAGAAGGUUCAGUGAGGUCACCGCACAACACCUCUGAUAGUUAGUGGUCCCUGCCUCCUUGCUGGCCUUCACUUGCCUGGAACCCUAGCAACUUGCAUUCAACUUGAUAUUCAAAAAAUGUACAAUCCACAAUAUAGUUUUUGCAAUUUGACUAUACUAAGCUCUAUCUUGGUUGUACCUUUUUCGUUUUUAAAAAAAAAAAUGUUUUAUUGAGAUUAUACAAAGUAAUAAAAAAAUACAAGUUUUGUAGUUGUUUGUUACAUUGUCUGUUUCUUUUUCAUAGAAGUGUAUUACCUCCUGCCUGGUGUAAAAAAUGGGAUUCUUUGCUUUGUCAGUACGUAUCAAUACUUAUAAGGUCUCUGAUUUUACAAUGCACUAAAGAAUUGUAUCAGAUUAUGGCCUCAAUUUAAUAUUUAUUGAUAGGAUUUUGCAAUGGUUUAAUAUUUGGAUUCUGAAUUGAAUAAAACAAAUUAUUCAGUUGACAAACACAUAUUUGAAACAUUUACCUUUUCCUCUCUUUUUUAAAAUAAAACCCACAACCAGUUUGAAUAGUGCAAACAUAAAUUUUUACUGCAAAAAAAUAUUCUUGUAAAUAACUGUAAAAAAUGUCAAAUUUCCCCAGAGACCACUUUUUAAUAUAAUUUCAGAAAAGAGUGCAACCCAUACCAACUAUACAAAAAAAUCUGGACUGGAUUUAUAGCAUGAGUACCCGUAGACAGAGUUUUCUAGUGCCAAACCUCUCCGAACUCAAGAAUAAAAAAAACAAACCUGACCCAUACAGACAGACACACUGACCCAUACAGACUGACACACUGACCCAUACAGACUGACACACUGACCCAUGCAGACAGACACACUGACCCAUGCAGACAGACACACUGACUGAUACAGACAGACACACUGACCCAUAUAGACUGACACACUGACCCAUACAGACAGACACACUGACCCAUACAGGCAGACACACUGACCCAUACAGACAGUGACACUGACCCAUACAGACAGUGACACUGACCCAUACAGACUUUUUAGGAAGAGCAGGCACCUGUUUACCUUGAUGGCAAGCGCCUGCUCUAGCGAGAAAUACUGGAGGAGAGGGGGACAGGAGGCAGGCCGCGACAAUGUGGGUUGCGAGGGAGGCUGUUCUCGCAGCUUUCCACUACUCCCUCACGCGCCCUCUUUCAUGCCGGGAGUCGGAAUAUGACAUUAUUCCGGCCCCGGCAUACUAAACAGCACACUGGAGGAGUGAGAAGCGGCACCACACUGGACCCCAAUUAAAUUAAAUUGUGUGAGUCUGUGUGUAAGUGAGUGUGUGUUUGACUGUCAGUGAGUGAGUGUAUGUCUGUGUGUGUGUGUCAGUGAGUGAGUGUAUGUCUGUCAGUGAGUGUGUAUCUGUCUGUCAGUGAGUGUGUGUCUUUGUGUGUCUGUCAGUAAGUGUAUGUCUGUGAGUGUUUGUGUCUGUCAGUGACUGAGUAUGUGUCUGAAAGUGAGUGUGUGUUUGUCAGUGAGUAUGUCUGUCAGUGAGUUUCUGUCAGUGAGUGUGUCUGUCAGUGUGUGUGCUCGUCUGUGCUAGUCUUAUAAAUUAAAUUCACCAAAUGCAUUGAAUACAUAAUUUAUCACAGAGAUACAUUAUGUAUUCAAUGUACAAUAUAUGUAUUAGGUAGUAUGUGUGUAUGGAUGCAUGCUUUAGGCAGUAUGUGUGUAUGGAUGUAGGUAUUAGGCAGUAUGUGUGUAUGGAUGUGCGCAAUGCGCAUUAAGCAGUAUGUGUAUAUGGAUUACGCAAUAAGCAGUAUGUGUGUAUGGAUUUACGCAUUAAGCAGUAUGUGUGUAUGGAUGCACGCAGGGCCGCCACCAGAAAUUUUGGGGCCACUAACUCAGCUCAGGGUCUGGUCCCCUUGGGGCCUGCCUCCAAAUACCGCCCACAGGGUCCGCCUUCAAAUACCGCCCACAGGAAUACACACAGACACAAACACACACACUGAUACAAAAGGACACAGAUACAUACUAACAGACACACAUACUGAAACAGACAUAGACGCAUACAGGCAUACAUACUGACACACACAUACUGAGACAUACACACAUAUAGAGACACACAGGCAUACAUAGUGACAGACAGACACAUACUAACAUACAUACAGACACACAUACAUGACGACAUAAAGACAUAUACAUACAUACACACUGACAUACAUACAGACACCAACAUACAUACACACAUACAUACACACAUACAGACACUGACAUCCAUACACACAUACAUUAAUAAUGGCAUACAGACAUUCACAGACAUACAUUCAUAAUGGCAUGCAUACAUACAUACAUACAGACUGACAAACAUGCAUAUAUACAGACAUACUGACAGACAGACAUACAUACUGACAUACAUGCAUACAGACAUCCACACACACAUACACACAGACAUACGUUCAUAAUGAUAUGAUAGCGCUGACCGGGCCCAUGAAGAUAUAGUGCCCAUCGGGUGGCCCUAAGUGCAUGGGCCACCCAAUGGGCCUCAUCAGCGUUAUGGUUGUCACCCCCUGAUGGCGGCCCUGGAUGCAUGUAUUACGCAGCAUGUGUGUAUGAAUGUAGGUAUUAGGCAGUAUGUGUGUAUGAAUGUCGGUAUUAAGCAGUAUGUAUGUAAGGAUGCAUGUAUUAGGCAGUAUGUGUGUAUGGAUGUAGGUAUUAAGCAGUAUGUGUGUAAGGAUGCAUGUUUUAGGCAGUAUGUGUGUAUGGAUGUAGGUAUUAAGCAGUAUGUGUGUAAGGAUGCAUGUAUUAGGCAGUAUGUGUGUAUGAAUGGAUGUAUUCGGCAGUGUGUGUUUAUGGAUGUACACAUUAAGCAGUGUGUGUUUAUGGAUGUACACAUUAAGCAGUGUGUGUUUAUGGAUGUACACAUUAAGCAGUGUGUGUUUAUGGAUGUACACAUUAAGCAGUGUGUGUUUAUGGAUGUACACAUUAAGCAGUGUGUGUUUAUGGAUGUACACAUUAAGCAGUGUGUGUUAAUGGAUGGAUGUAUUAGGCAGUGUGUGUGGAUGUAGGUAUUAAGCAGUAUGUGUGUAUGGAUGUACGCAUUAGGCAGUAUGUGUAUAUUUUGCAACUAUUAACUAAAAUAAUAUUCAUGACUAAAUGUCAUACGUGUUCUGAUUUUAGGAUGUUUGAUGGCUCUCAUUAACGUUUGUUUUUAUCGGUUGUGAUUACAGAAUCUGAAUUACAGUGUGAUUCUUGGGCAAAGUCGAAAAACACUGUGCAAGCCGUUAUCUUAAACUAUUUCAAAGAGGCUCUUGAAGCUCACCCUGAAGAUUUCAGUGGAGAUGUAGCCACAUUUAAGAAAGAGUAUGACAAAGGUAAAUAAAACAAGAAUUGUCUAUUUGCCUGUUAAAGUUAUAGUUCCAGGCUGGCGUAAAAGGAAUACUCCAAGCACCAGAAUCGCAAUAGCUCAACUAUAUUGGUGUCAUGAAGAACCAAUUCAGUAGAGCAUGUUGAAAUCCUCCAAGGCAGCCGCUAGUAACUGAAUGUUAUCUGAUUUUCUCUGCCCCCCACCUAGGUAGCAUGGUAUGGUCCACUCACAGGCCAAUGAAUAGGCCAGUCGAUGAGUUGCAUGUAGGCAGAUGUGAUGUCUGCCAUCACAUGUUUGGAUUCACAAUGUUGUCUAACUAAAAGUAAAAAAAAACUGAUGGAACUCUGGGUCAAGGCUCUGCAACAUAUAAAGUGACUCAAUCAAUGGAAGAUACCCCUGCCAAUGACAUUACUUUUUUCUUGUAAAUGAAUCCCAGUAUUGUAACAAGAUAUUCGGAAUAUCAUUCACAUGAAUAGCUAAGGAACGAAUUCUCCCUACCUUGCCUCUCUCUUUCUUAACCACACGCAGAUCAUGCCUUUCCAAUCCUUCAGACUUUCUCCCCAGCUACUGAACAAGAAGUGGAUGCGCUUCUCCUUUCCUCUUGCCCCACCACUUGCCCACUUGAUCCAGUCCCAUCACCUUAUCAGGUCUCUCUCCCCUUGUCUUGUGCCUUCCUAACACACAUCUUCAACUGCUCUCUCUCUUCUGGCGUUGUCCCUACUGACCUUAAACAUGCCACUGUUGUACCCAUCCUGAAAAAAAACAGCUCUUGAGCCGUCCUCCCCCUCCUUCAAUCGUCCCAUCUCCCUGCUGUCUUUUUCCUCAAAGCUUCUGGAAACACUUGUCUUUACCUGUAUGUCUCAUUUCCCCAAUUCCAACUCUCUCCUUGACCCUCUUCAAAUUGGCUUCCACACCCUCCACUCUACUGAGACUGCUCUGAAAAAAACCCAGCUCUUGAGCCGUCCUCCCCCUCCUUCUAUCGUACCAUCUCCCUGCUCCCUUUUUCCUCAAAGCUUCUGGAAAGACUUGUCAUUACCCAUAUGUCUCAUUUCCUCAAUUCUAACUCUCUCCUUGACCCUCUUCAAUUUGGCUUCAGCGCCCUCCACUCUACUGAGACUGCUCUUAUGAAAGUUAUUAACAACCUAAUCGCAGCUAAAUCUAAAGGCCCCUAUUCAAUUCUAAUUCUUCUUGACCUCUCUGCUGCUGUCUUGCAAUGUGUCACUGCUUGCCUUUCUUUAUUUUAUCUACUGAUCCUCCUCUUUCGCUCUCCCUUCAAGUUAGUGGUAUCCACAUUAGUCUAUCCUUGCAAGUGCGCUGUCUUGGCGUUAUACUUGAUUCUGGCUUCACCUGUGAGCCUCAUAUCCAGUAUGUUACCAAAUCCAGUAGAUUUGGCACCCAUCCCUGUCUUAUGCAAGAUGCUACUGAGGAGAUUGUCCAUGCUCUAGCAUGGAUUGACCAUUUCUUGCAUGGAUUGUAACCCUCUCCUAAUUGGUCUUCUCAAAAGCUGUAUUGCCCCGCUACAGUCUGUAAUGAAUGCUGCCGCCAGACUGAUUUUCCUCUCCAGUCAGUCCUCUCACACCGCAACCCUCUGUCAGUCCUUACAUUGGCUUCAUAUAUCCUACAGGAGUCAAUUGAAAGUACUAAUCCAUACAUAUAAAGCAUUGAACAAUUCUGGCACCUCUUAUAUCUCCUCACAGAUCUAUAGGUAUGCCCCUUCUCUGUCUCUCCGCUCUGCCCAUGACCUUGCCCCGUUUGGCCAACUCAUGGACUUCUCGCGGUCGGCUCUCUUCCUAUGGAAUAGCCUGUCUACCACCAUCAGACUCUCCUCUAGUCUUCAAUUGUUUAAGAACUGCCUUAAAACCCAUCUAUUUAUGAAAGCUUAUGGUCCCCUCGGAGUAACCCCAACCUCACAUACCUGUCUCUGGAUUUCUCCUAAAUGGCAGCACUCUACGCUCUCCUCAAGCUCUGCUUCUCUCCCACCAUAUAUGAAUGCUAGCUCCUGUCCUAUUGUAUUUCAUACCCCACCUCCUAUAGCAGGGGUAGGCAACCUACGGCACUAGUGCCAUGCACGGCACUCGAUGUGUCUUUGCACGGCACUCAAGGCUGCUAGAGCCAAACGCACUCUGGCCUAUCAGGAGUCCCAGUAAGGCUUCAGAUAUCUGCUAAUACGAAGAGGUGGUGAAGGAAAAACCUCAAUUUAUGCAUUGCAGCACAUAGAGGAAGUGAUCUCAGAUCACUUCCUCCCAGCACUUGUGAAUGGGAAUGGGAAUCCACACAGUAGUAGAGCAGCCCUCGACAGCUAUCGCAGCUCCUGUCCUUGACCUGUGCCUGGCCAGCCUGGUCCCCACUGGAACCCAGGGAACCCACCCACACUGCUAGAUAUACACAGAAAUGUAGAAUAACCCUCCCCUCAUACAAAUAAUAUGAACAGCCCACACACACACAACACACAACACACAAUCCCCACAAACACAACUCCACUAACAAUAUACAUACAUGCACACAACUCCACAUGCGGCCUCUCACAUGCAAUACCCCAAACAGCCCCCACACACUACCAAACACAUAAUGUGACAUAUCCAUCCACACACAAUUCCACAAGCAGCCCUCAUACACAGCCCACAUUCAUAUAUAUCAUACACGAUACCAUAAACUGCUAAUGAACAUAUACAAUAUAAUAGCUCAUAUACGCACAAAUACAACGUAAUCUCAUAUACAAAGCAAUUACAGUAAAAAUAACACAAGCAGAAUACGGCAGCAUACACACCUCAAUUUAAAAAAAUAGGAUCGGCACGCUACGGGACAUCACAAUCCCAUAUCGGCACAGUGCUGCUAAAAGGUUCCCUACCCCUGUCCUAUAGACUGUAAGCUUGUUUGAGCAGGGCCCUCUUCAACCUAUCGUUCCUGUAAGUGUUUUGUAAUUGUCCUAUUUAUAGUUAAAUCGCUCCCUUCUUUUAAUAUUGUAAAGCGCUACGGAAUCUGUUGGUGCUAUAUAAAUGCCAAUAAUAAUAACAAUUAGAUCUGUUUUUUUAAUAUUUAUUAUCCUAUGGUACAUACUGAGACAUGUACAUUUCUAUUAUAUGUUUCAAGAUGUUUAAUUAAUCCUGUGAAUUUUUUUUAAACAUUUAUUUACUAAAGAAUUUAUUCCAUUUUAAUGUUGUUAAAUAUAGAUUUUGCACAUUUUUUUUUAAUAGGUGAUACAUUGAGAGAUUCCAAUUGUUAGCUUGUCUUUUUCCCUUUACACUGAAACGAGACAGGUGUAAGUUUUAAUAAAAAGGUGACAAGCAUGUAAAGGAGCCCAUAAUUAUUAUAUUAUAUUAUUUUUCUCUGUUAUUGUAUUUUUAAUCUAUUGGUAUGUAAUCUCAUAUAGUCAUAUUUUACUACAAUUUAAGAUUAGUGACACUUGUUGAUGUUGUACAUUAACUGUAUUUCCUAGAUUGCAAAUAAAUAGCUAAAAAAAAAAGCUUGUUUCCCUGCAGAUCGAGCGUGUUUUAAACUGCUAAUUUACAGAGAUACAUUGUGUAAAGGAUUUUCAGUGGCAUUUACCAUCACAAUUCUAAACAAGACGUACUACUUAUCCUGCAUAAACACGAAAGAGCUUCGCUUCAAGGUAAUACAAUUCUACACUAGCACAACUAUCAAUUUAACCAGUUCAAAUCUUAGCAAGGAAAGGAAAGGGAUUUAGGGGUGAUUAUUUCAGAUGACUUAAAGGUAGGCAGACAAUGUAAUAGAGCAACAGGAAAUGCUAGCAGAAUUCUUGGUUGUAUAGGUAGAGGUAUUAGCAGUAGAAAGAGGGAAGUGCUCAUGCCAUUAUACAGAACACUGGUGUGACCUCACUUGGAGUAUUGCACACAGUACUGGAGACCGUAUCUUCAGAAUUACAUUGAUAGGGCUACUAAACUGGUUCAUGUAUUGCAGAAACUUACCAGGAAAGGUUAAAGGAACUUAACAUGUAUAGCUUGGAGGAAAGACAAGACGGGGGGGAUAUGAUAGAAAUAUUUAAAUACCUAAAGGGAAUCAACACAGUAAAGGAGGAGACUAUAUUUAAAAGAAGAAAACAACAAGAGGACAUAGUCUUAAAUUAGAGGGACAAAGGUUUAAAAAUAAUAUCAGGAAGUAUUACUUUACCGAGAGGAUAGUGGAUGCAUGGAAUAGCCUUCCAGCUGAAGUGGUAGAUGUUAACACAGUAAAGGAUUUUAAGCAUGCGUGGGAUAGGCAUAAGGCUCUCCUUACUAUAAGAUAAGGCCAGGGACUAAUGAAAGUAUUUAGAAAAUUGGGCAGACUAGAUGGGCCGAAUGGUUCUUAUCUCCCUUCACAUUCUAUCUUUCUAUGUUUCUAAGAAAGCAGAAGAUGGUACCUUGUACUUAAUUUCAAUGGAAACCUUCCCUCAUUCUCUCUAUACGUUGUGUGCUAAUAUAUAGAUACCGCAACUAAAGGCUUUCAAAAUUACAUUGUUCCCAUGUCAGUCAUACUAACAGCAUCGUCUUUGUGCCAAUGUUUGUUGGCAAGAGAACAUCCCUACAGGCUAUUAUCUUGCCUGGCAUCAAUGUUUAUAAGACACAUGCAAUACAAGCACAUAUUUUUUUUCCCCAUGAAUAAGCUGGAAACAUGUAAGGGAGAUCGGCAGGACACAUGACGUGCUAUUUGGGCUGAUGUGCUGGCAAAGAAAUCAGCACAUCACCAUCAUCAGACGGGCUGUACCAGACAUUUGUAAAGAGUUUUAAUGUUUCCCAAAGAGGGGCUGAUGAAUGAGAGAAGGUUUCUGCCCACGAACAGGGACUAAUAUUCGUGGCUCAGGAGAUGAAUAUAGUGAAUAGAUGAUAUUGACACAUAGCAGGAAUGUGAAAAAAACAACAACUUUAUUUGGAUACUAGACAUGCAAAUAAACAGGCAAAAGCAAAAAAAAUAAAAAUAAACGACAGGAUCAAUGUAAUGAUAGUUUCCAUAAAACUACUAGUGAUUAGGUAUCCCUGCAUUACAGACUUUAUUCCCCACUUCACUCGUGCGUACUGAGAUCUGGAUAGGGUAUUGUGAUGUGAAGAUAAAAGGAAACACAAAUCUAUAUAUAAAGACAGACAGACACAGAUAGAUAGAGAGAAAGAUAUAAAGACAGGAGGAGGGACAGACGGACAUGUGGACAGACGAGUGACUGGAUAGACAGACAGACGGAAGGACAGGCAGACGGGUGGAUGAACAGAGGAAUGGGUGGACAAACACACAGGUAGAUGGAGCAAGUAUGAAAGGUAGAUGGACAGACAGACAGAUGGAUAGACAGACAGAUUACACCUAAACAAUGAGCUGCUAUAUAAUUUAGAGACAUCUACAUACUAAUAAACACAUAUUGCUUCUUUUAUCUUUCUUCAAUUUCAGGAAGGAGACCCACCCCAAAAAAUUGAUGGGAGCACAAGUGAUGUCAUCUUCUACCAGAAAAACGCUUCUAAAGGAGAUCCAAGUAGCUUUGUGUUUGAGUCUGCAUUAGGCCAAGGAUACUUCCUUGCUUUCAAGAACGAAGAUGGUAAACACAAGCUGACACUGAAAAGACCUGAAGAUCAAGUAGAUGAAAGAACACAUUUUCGGACUGUGUCUAAAAAGAGUUGA